Molecule: messenger RNA, 468 nt
Organism: Paramuricea clavata
Lineage: Eukaryota; Metazoa; Cnidaria; Anthozoa; Malacalcyonacea; Plexauridae
Source: the annotation of a GenBank genome assembly
AUGACUGAAUUCAACCCUGUACCUAACAAGAUCGAUGAUAUUAGCAUUAACUUAGACUCUACCACUAUUAACUUAGACUAUACCACACCGGAACAAUCCUACAAUGUUUUCACACGCAAUCGCUACGAAGUACGGGGUAAUGAGUUACCUAAUAACGAUAACAACAGCGGGAUGAGCAAUUCAAUUUAUGGAGAAGACCAGUAUACUGAAAAUACGAUUGUCGCUGACAACGCGCCAAUUAGUUACUCAAGACGUACCAGUAAAGAAAAUAUCGCAGAACAACAAAGUCGAACAACUCAAACGUCCAAGACGAUGAGACCUAAGACUAGCCGAGAAGUUUCUACUAAUGAAGGCAAUACCCAAGCAAGCACAGUUAUAAUCGGAGAUUCAACGAUAAAAUAUAAUGAUAGAAAAUGUUGCUUCGGGGAAUUAAGAAAAAUGGUCAGAUCUCUCGAAGGACCGCAAUAA